Molecule: messenger RNA, 1284 nt
Organism: Acanthosepion pharaonis
Lineage: Eukaryota; Metazoa; Mollusca; Cephalopoda; Sepiida; Sepiidae
Source: the annotation of a GenBank genome assembly
AUGCGUCGUCGGAAUGUAAAAAAUCGAAAGCUCACUUUAAACUACGGAUGUGUGGACCUGCAUACGAGACAAGUUUAUGCAAGACCCAGACGUAUAAAGGCUACACUUUAUACUUUUCGUUCACGGCUUUCUUCCUUUUUUUUUUUCCUGUUUUUCUUUUUCGCCUUUUUUUCUUUCAUUAUCUUUCUCUUUGUUAUUUAUCUUCAUUCGUUGUUUCUUUCUUUCCCUUUCUCUGGGCUAUUUCUCUUUUUUCAUUCUUUCCAUGAUUUAUUUUUAUUUUUAUUUUUUUUAAUUUAUUUAUCUACCAUUGCGCUAUUUACCUUUAUUCAUUCUUCUCUUCUUUCCUUUUUUUUUUCUAUAAUUUUUCUUUUCUUUUUUUUUCUUUUUUCAUUCCCUUUAUUUCUCAUAAUUUUCUCUUUGACAUUUCACAUUUAUUUUCCUUCUUUCUUUCUCCUUGAUUUUUUUUCUCUUCACUUCUCCUUUAUCCUCUCUUUCUUUUAUUUCUUUCUCUUUCUAUCUAUUUCACACUUCUGUUAUUCUUUUGUUUCCUUCUUUCAUUUUAUUUUCUCUGCCUUCAAUUAUUCUCGCUUUUAUUUCAUUUUUCUGAAUUUUCUUUUCUCUAUUUCUUUCUUUCUUUAUAUCGUUGUUCUUCAUUUCUCACUUAUUUCUCUUCACUCUUUCUCUUUUGUCUUCUCCCUUCUUUAUCUUCUUUUUUCUUUUCUUUUUCUGUCGUUUCUGUUUUUUCAAUAUCUUUUUUUUCUCUUUUAUUUUUCUUUUAGCCUUCUUUACUUUUACAUCGCCCAUUAUUCAUUUCUUUCUUUCCGUCGUUUCUUUUUUCAUCUUAUUUCACCGUUUUCUUUUCCUCUAUCAGUCAUUAUUAUUUCCUCUUCAUUUUUUUUUCGUUUUUUUUUUUUUUACAGCUUUCUUUUUCCUUUUAUUUUUAUGGACCUCAAUUUUAUUUCACCAUUUCUUUUUCUUUUUCAUAAUCGAUAUUUGUUUGUUUUUUCUCCUUCCUUUUCAUCUUUACUUUCUUUCUUUAAUUCUUUCAUUUCUCUCUCUCUCUCUCUCUCUUUCAUUAUCCCUAUCUUAUUUCAUCUUUUUCUUUCCUUUCUUUCCUUUCUUUCCUUUCUAUAUUUCGUCUGUCGUGCCUUCCUUCCUCGUCUGCAGGUGAAUGUAGCAAGAGAGGAAGACAAAUGGAGUCUGGAAUCGCUUUUCAGUCUGCGACUCAGUCUAUCCACCUGCCUACAUCGUUGCCUUAAAUUGGAAGAGAAAGCAUUGCUUUAA